Caenorhabditis briggsae is the source of this 1161-nucleotide messenger RNA. The transcript has 3 exons. NCBI's taxonomy places the organism in Eukaryota, Metazoa, Nematoda, Chromadorea, Rhabditida, Rhabditidae. The record is from RefSeq and is a predicted model, not a curated record. Bases 1 to 1161 code for a protein of 386 amino acids. Gene Ontology annotation, molecular function: FMN binding; oxidoreductase activity.
AUGCCUUAUUCUCGUAUUGCUGCUAGUGCUGUGGACACCGCCGUGCUCGGUGAGCCAUUGACAUUCCGUCACGGAAAACAAGCCAAGAACCGAAUUAUGAAGAGCCCGCUCUCCGAGAAACUGUAUCAAUGGAAUGCCCAUUCAGAAGAUCAGCGUGGAAUUCCCACUGAAGAAAUCAUCAAUCUCUACAGUCAUUGGGGUCAUGGAGGAUAUGGAAUUAUCCUAACUGGAAAUCUAGGAGUCGAUCCCAACUAUGUGGGAGAAGCUGGUCAGGGACUUGUGACUGUGGAGAAUACAAAUGAGGAGUCGCAGAAGCAACUCCGAAGGCUGGCAGAAGCUAUGAGGCUGGUGGAGGAUUGGCGAUUGCUCAGACUAAUCAUGUUGGAAGAUUGGCUCAGUCUCACUAUACCAAUUCGUUGGAGUCCUCUGGAGUUCUCUAUCGAAGAAAUCGAGGAGAAAAUGUUCAAGCGAUUCGCUCACGCCGCUUCCGUUCUCUAUGAAGCUGGAUUCGAUGGAAUGGAACUGCACUCCGCUCAUGGGAUGGUCUUCAACCAAUUCCUUCUCCCAAAAAACCAACGAGCUGAUGACUACGGUGGAUCUAUCGAAAACCGUAUUCGUCUGCUUGUCAACACCUACAAAGCAGUGAGAGAAGUGGUCCCAGCGAGCACCGGUUUUCUGGUUGGAGUGAAACUAAACUCUAGAGAUUUCCAAGAGUGUGGAAUACCUCGUGAGGAUAUUGUGCGGGUCUGUGAGCUUAUCGAGGACGCUGGCUUCGAUUUUGUGGAGCUCACUGGAGGAGCUAUGGAGACGGUGGUCAAGGAGGCUCAACAGAGAGAAAGCACCAUCGCAAGAGAGAAUUUCUUCCUGGAUUUCGUUCAAUUCACCAGCAAAAUCUUCCAGAAAACCGUUGUCUACAUUACGGGCCGUUGGCAAACCGCCAAUGCCAUGGUCGAGUCGGUCAAGAUGGGUCUGACUCAAGGAGUUGGACUAGGACGGUGGAGUUGUGCGGAGCCAGAUUUUCCAAAGAAAUUGCUCGCUGGAGAUAUUCACUCUUGCCCUGAUUACAAGUUCGCUCUCAGCGAGUUCGGAACGAUGAAAUUAGCUGCUCAUUGGCAAAUGAAACAGUUAGCACAGAAGAAUUAUGCGAUUGAUAGCAGGUGA